UAUCGUUCAUACUGCGCAGUUAUUGUGUGAGUGACGAUCGUGCAUGUUUCUUAACUUUGGUUAAAACGAUUUAAUAUUGGACUAAAAUUUCAAUAAUGUGUUUAUAACCUGAAACUGCAUCUUGUUUGUAAAUAAAAGAAAAAUAAGGAGAAAUAUGGCGGAAACAGACGAUAAGAAAGUGUUGAAAAUGUCUUUGAUUUGUUCAAUAUGUCUUCAAAAGUUGAACAAACCGCGUUCUCUUCCAUGUUUCCACACUUUCUGCGAGUCGUGUUUGAAAAAUUAUCUAGUAAACGCUCCAGAGAAGAAAAACGCAACUAAAGAAGGGAUACCUUGUCCCACGUGCAAACUGGUCACGUUCUCGCCGAAACCCGCGUUACCGGUGGAGCAGUGGUCGGAGCAUUUUCCGAUGAAUCACUUGGUAGGGACUUUAAUCGAUAUUGUUCCGGUCUCAUCCAGGCUUGAGUUUUGUGAGCCAUGCAAAGAUAAUAAGGAGUCAAAAAUUGCCCGCUCUUGGUGUCAACAGUGUUCCGAGGCGCUAUGCGAAGAGUGCGCUAAAUGUCAUAUGUCCAUGAAAGCCACGAAGAAUCACGUGAUCACACCGUUAGAAAACGUCCGAAGUAAUCCGAAACCGGCGGUUAAGGAGGAAGUCGUCUGCUACGACCAUAAUAAGAAAGAAGUGGACAUGUAUUGCCAGGAUCACGAGCAACCAUGCUGUCCAAUGUGUAUCGCCACAAAUCACCGGAAAUGUGAGAAGAUCGCGCAGAUAAACGACGUCGUGCAGAAGCAACAACCGGUCGACCAUACCAAACUUUUCAAAGACAUGGAUCGCCUGAUCACCGACGCCGACAGUGUAAAGCGUGAAAGACAAGAGGUUAUGAGAACUACUCUCAUGCAGAAGACGAAAAUGUUGAAAGACAUAAGCGAGGCGAAGAAGAAACUGAUCGACCAUAUUGAGAAGAUAGAAUCUCAAAUUACUGCAAAGUUCGAAGCCAUCAGCCAGACUGAUUUUGCUAUCCUCCAGGAACAAGUCGAUUACUGUAACAGCGUUCAGAGCGCUAUGCAUCACUCAAAAACUGCUAUACAGUCGGCAAAAGAACAACAACUUCAGAAGAAAGAGUUUAUAGUAGCACAACAAGGGAAGGUGAAAUACAACGAGUGCGCAAGCGGUUUAAAGAAAAUUCACGAGAACUCAGCGAAAAUUAAGUACCUUUUUGAAGAAGAUCGCCAAGUUGCCGAAACCCUUGGAGCUCUUGGGAUGCUUGGAAAACUCGACGUAAAACACAGCUACCCGAACAAGAAGCCACCGACACCACCACCGCCGCCUACGCCUAUAGCGGAGGAGGAUGAUGAAAAGAAGGCAACGAGAAAGAUAAAAACAUUCAAUGCUAAGGUUAAAGGCGAUAAGAGGGAAUGUAAAAUAACAGCUAUUAAGCUUUGGAAUAAUAAGAAAAUUCUUCUAGCAGACAAUUCGAACGUGCGGCUCAAACUCUUUGGAGAAUUCGGUGAUCUGUUGGUCGUCUUUGGCUGCAAUAGUCCGCCAUGGGACUUGACUUUCAUUGACAAAGCGAAAUGCGCAGUGACCUUCCCAAACGAAAGGAAAAUACGCAUCUUCAAGGUCAAAGAAAAUAUAUCUGAAGUUGGAUACGUCAACGCGUCACGUGGUUGCAAUGGCAUCUGUAUGGCUGGCGACGAUCUGGCUGUGACCUUUGCAAGUGGUUGUAUUCGGGUUAUCGCCCUUGACGGAACCGUAAAAAUGAUGGUGGACACAGAUUACAUUGGAAAACGUGUUUUCAGCAAUCCAGAGUUUAUAGCCUUUAAUCCGUUCAGUUACCAUUUGUUUGUGUCUGACUACAACAACCACACGGUCACGGCUCUGAAAUUCGACAACGGGAAAGUGGACAAGACACCGCUGUUUGUCUACAAAGUUUCCGGGCCACGUGGUGUAAGCGUAGACGCGCGUGGAAAUUUACACGUGUGUGGAUUCUGGUCUAACGACAUCCACAAAGUCAAAGAUGAUGGUCAGUUCAGUCAAAUUCUUAUGGAUACUUUAGCACGGCCUUUAUGCAUUGCCUUCACAGGAGAUGGAGAGAAAUUUGCGCUGUCUGAACAAGGAAACCCAAACAACGUAAAACUCUAUAAGAUCAUCCCGGCUUCAGAUGUUGAAGAUUACUGACAAUGACAUAUAGUUUAAAGACAUAUGUUUGAAGUGUUUAGAAAACAAUUCCAGCUGACAUCGAACGCAUGUUACAGUCUCACAAAAAUUGACGGUUACAACAUAUUAUUUACAAUUGUAUUUUGAAUUACGUGUAUUUUCUCGAAUUCUGUUCACAAAAGUACAUUUAUAGCAAUAAGUAGUACGCAUCAGGCGCAAAAAUAACGUGUUGUGAGCCUUGGAAAAGGAACGGCCGUAGAAAAUAAGUAUUAGCGCACAUCAGCAAAUUUUGAGUACUGAAUUGAAAUCAUACUAAGUGGCAGCCAUGCUAAGUGAAAUUAAUGGUUUUCGGAAAAUUCUCUUAAUUGUUUGAUUUUCUACGUGUAGAUUUCAGCGAAUUCUUAAAUGUCAUGUAACUUCGACAUGCAUGUACAUAUAUAGUAAAAAUGCAUAUGUAAAUAAAAGUGAACAAUU
Mercenaria mercenaria is the source of this 2626-nucleotide messenger RNA. RefSeq names its product E3 ubiquitin-protein ligase TRIM56-like. The coding region runs from base 155 to 2173 and encodes 672 amino acids. NCBI's taxonomy places the organism in Eukaryota, Metazoa, Mollusca, Bivalvia, Venerida, Veneridae. The record is from RefSeq and is a predicted model, not a curated record. The transcript has a single exon. Gene Ontology annotation, molecular function: zinc ion binding.